Molecule: messenger RNA, 2722 nt
Organism: Scomber scombrus (Atlantic mackerel)
Lineage: Eukaryota; Metazoa; Chordata; Actinopteri; Scombriformes; Scombridae
Gene: supt20h
Product: SPT20 homolog, SAGA complex component
Exons: 24
Coding region: 215-2710 (831 amino acids)
Biological process (GO): regulation of transcription by RNA polymerase II
Cellular component (GO): SAGA complex
Molecular function (GO): transcription coregulator activity
Source: RefSeq, a predicted model, not a curated record
UUAGCUGUUGUUGUCACACUGGAAGAAAAUGGCUGCCGCUCCGACUUUUUUUCAAUGAAGACACAAUUUCAUUUCGUUUUCUUGCAUCGGAGCUACAGUCGACCGCUAUGCAAUCCACAAGGGUGUGAAUGGUCACGUUAGGAAGGUGACAGUGUGGGGCAGAAAGGACAGCAUCGUCUACCGUCACUCGCCUUGCAUCUGGCGGUGGACCACAAUGCAACAAGUUUUGGAAUAUGCAUUGGAUCGAGCCGAGUACAUUGUUGAAAGUGCUCGACAACGACCGGCCAAAAGAAGGAUAUCUUCAGGCGGGAGGAAGAGUUUGUAUCAGAAACUCUAUGAGCUGUACAUAGAGGAAUGUGAGAAAGAGCCAGAGUUAAAGAAUUUGAGAAGAAAUGUGAAUCUACUGGAGAAGCUGGUGUCUCAGGAGUCUGUGUCAUGUUUGGUGGUCAACCUGUACCCUGGGAAUGAAGGCUAUUCUUUAAUGCUCAGGGGCAAAAAUGGGUCCGAUUCUGAAACCAUCCGUCUGCCAUAUGAAGAAGGAGAACUGCUGGAGUACCUGGAUGCUGAGGAGUUGCCUCCUAUUCUGGUAGAUCUGUUGGAGAAAUCACAGGUGAACAUCUUCCACUGCGGAUGUGUAAUAGUAGAGGUGCGAGACUACAGGCAGUCUGGUAAUACUAAGAUGCCCACCUAUCAGAGCAGACACAUCCUGCUGCGGCCAACCAUGCAGACUUUGAUCUGUGAUGUCCAUGCCUUGACCAGUGACCACCACAAGUGGACACAGGAUGACAAAUUACAACUGGAGAGUCAGUUGAUUUUGGCAACGGCCGAACCCCUGUGCCUGGAUCCCUCCAUUUCUGUCACCUGCACAGCCAACCGCCUGCUUUACAACAAGCAGAAAAUGAACACUCGCUCCAUGAAACGGUGUUUCAAGAGACACUCUCGAGCUGCACUGAACAGGCAGCAAGAGCUGUCCCACUUGCCCAUGCCACCGCAGUUACGACUCUACGACUACCUACAGAGGAGAAAGGAGAGGAAACCUGUUCCUGUCAUAGACCUUAAGAUCUCCAAGGUUGGAAACUGUGUUGACAUGUGGAAGCAGAGCAACUGCCAACUAAGUGUACCGAAGGAAAUUGAUGUGGAAAAGUAUGCUGUGGUUGAGAGAUCCUUGCAGCUGGAGGACUCCCAGCCCACUACUGUGAUCUGGCCUGCUGAGGAAGUUGUAGAUGACUACACGUUUGAGUGUGAGGUCGGGGGUCAAGCCCAGAGGACCAAGGUGUCUAUCUUCCAAUCGAUGGGAGACCCGCUGGUGUACGGGAAGAUCUACUGUGCUAAAGAAUCAAAGGCAGAGGAGGAGAGCACAGAUCUAAAGCUCAUACAUCCCCCGUUUCUUAUAGGUUCAAAGAUAGAUGCAGACCGGUUUCUUGAUCAGUACAAAGGAGUGUAUGAAAGAGAUGUGAAGUGUCAGGUCAAGAUGUCCCAUAACUCAGGCAACGUGGGACAGGGGCCUCCCUCUCCCAGCAAAGAUGAGGGUGAUGGUAUUUCUCCACUGGUCCAGACGUCUGUAUUGGGAAAAGGGGUGAAACACCGCCCCCCUCCCAUUAAACUGCCUUCAGGAUCAGGCAGCAGCUCCUCAGGUAAUCCAUAUAGUUCCCAAACCAGUGGUCUACUCAAGUGUCCUACGCCCCCUCCAGCCAAAAGCCAGUCUCUGAACAGAAAGCACUCCAUGGAGCUGGGCCAGGUUGGCUUGCUGUCACCUGCUUCCCUCUCUCCAAUGGGCUCCACACAGAGAUCGGGGACCCCCAAGCCAUCCACCCCCACACCCACCAACACGCCAUGCUCGACCCCACACCCUGCUGACUCUCUCAGCGCUCCUCUCUCGGUGACCCCGACCCUGUCAGACCCUCCCAUGGUUCAAAGCCAGUCGCAGCCCACCCUCCUCACGCCUUUCGCCCAGCAGCAACUGGCUCUAAGCCAACCCCUACCCGUAAUGACCAUUCCCCUGCCCACCAUGGGUACAUCUAUCACCACGGGAACCACCUCGUCACAGGUCAUGGCCAACCCCGCAGGGCUCAAUUUCAUCAAUGUUGUCAGCUCCGUCUGCAGUCCUCAGACUUUGAUGAGUGGCUCUAACCCCAUGCUGGGUCCAGGCCUUAACUUGAGUGGAAUCCUGCCACCUGGAGGCCUGAUGCCCACCAUGCAGUCCGCAACACAGACUGGGAGUCCUUUUGGCCUGAACAGCAGUGCGGGGUUGAGACCACUGAACUUACUGCAGAUCCCCACUGGGCCUCUCAUCUUUAACUCUCUGCAGCAGCCGCAGCUGUCUCAGUUCUCCCCACAGCAGAGUCAGUCAGCCACCUCCAGCCCUCAACAGCAGGGGGAGACGGGUGAACAGGGGACGGACCAAAGUUUAGGAAACCAGCAAACAGCGGUCAUCAACCUAGGAGUCGGAGGCUUCAUGUCUCCUCAGGCAGCAGUGCUGUCCCAGUUGGGCUGUGGGCUGGACGGGUCUGGGCCCCCGCUGCCUUCUCCAAGGCUUCAGCAGCAGCAUCAGCCACAGAUCCAAUUGCAAUUCUUGCAGCACCAAAUGCAGCAGCAGCAAAUGGCUAUGGGAGCAGCAGCUCCUCAGGGGGGAGCGCCACGGCAACAUACCGCCAGCCAACCAAGAAGUAAGAGGAAGCGAAGCACGCCGCAGCCUCUCCCAAAGUCAUGACAGACUAAUAUC